Messenger RNA from Fundulus heteroclitus (mummichog), 1877 nucleotides. RefSeq names its product Kruppel-like factor 8 (gene klf8). Lineage: Eukaryota; Metazoa; Chordata; Actinopteri; Cyprinodontiformes; Fundulidae. Gene Ontology annotation, biological process: regulation of transcription by RNA polymerase II. Gene Ontology annotation, molecular function: DNA-binding transcription factor activity, RNA polymerase II-specific; RNA polymerase II cis-regulatory region sequence-specific DNA binding. The record is from RefSeq and is a predicted model, not a curated record.
AUGGGAAAGUGCUACACCCAAAAAGCCCCGGUCGACCCCCCUCCUGCUCCUGAUCCUGCUGCUCCACCCCUCCGCCGCCGCCGCACCGCUCCGGCAACCGAGAUGCACACGGAGACCCGUAACAAGAAAUGCCAGUCGACUCCAACAGAGGAGAGUGCCGCCGGUGCCCGAAAGAAGCAGAAACCGGCCAGGCAGGGCGCCGUGACCCGGCAGCUGUCGUCAUCGACGCCGCCGCCGCCGUCCUCUCCGCCGCCCCCCGCCGCCCACCAGCGAGAGGAGGAGGAGGAGGAGGAGCUGGCGACGGCUCGGCCGCCGCACCAGGAAGCGAGGAAGGCGAACGACGGGGCGACGCUCGCCGUCAGGGUGAAGCAGGAGGAAACGGAGGAGGAGAGGGAGGCCCAAGGCCAGAGAGACAUGCCCUCAGUGCUGAUCAAGCCAGAGCCAGAGGAGAUGGAGUGCACGGCGGAUGUAGGUGAUGACUGCCCCCAACCUACAGACCUGAAGGUGAAGUCAGAAUUCAAGACGGAGCCGUCUUCGCCUCAUUCAAGUACGGCCGAGGACCAGACCGAACCCGUCGACCUGUCGCUCAACAAGCCCCGCUCCGCCCCCAAGACGACGGCCGCCACGGUCAACCAGGCGCCCAGUACCGCCGUGUCCCAGCCGGGCCUCCCCGCCACGCCCGUCCCCUCCGCGGUACAAUCCAUAGGCUCCAUGGUCCUCUCUCCGGGUUCUAUCCUGGCCACACAGGGAGCCGGAGGACAGCAGAUUCUCCACGUGAUUCAUACCAUCCCCUCGGUCAGCAUGCCGAGCAAGGUGGGCCAGCUGCAGACCAUCCCUGUGGUGGUGCAGUCGCUGCCUGUCGUCUACACCACCAUGCCCACGGACGGCGUCGCCACCGCAGCCAUCACGGUGCCUCUGAUAGGCAGCGACGGGCGCUCAGAGGGAUCAGUUCGUAUCAAGCCGGGCUCCACGUCACCAGUCGAGUACCAGAGUGACAGCGAUGCAGAGAGCAGCACGGAGUCCGUAUCGGCCUCCCUCAGCGCCCAGAGCAUCGUUGCAGGGUCAGUUAUGGACUUGGAGCCCGUCGAUCCCGAUACGCUAGAUCUGAAGAGACGGCGGAUCCACAUGUGCGAUUAUGAAGGCUGCAAAAAGGUUUACACCAAGAGCUCCCACCUCAAAGCCCACAGGAGGAUACACACGGGAGAGAAGCCGUACCACUGUACCUGGGAGGGCUGCACUUGGCGCUUCGCCCGCUCCGACGAGCUCACUCGACACUUCCGCAAGCACACAGGAAUCAAACCUUUCCGCUGCACGGAGUGCGACCGCUCCUUCUCCCGGUCCGACCACCUGUCUCUGCACCGCCGUCGCCAUGUAAUGAUGUGAACUAGCCUCCAAACCAGUCCCUCAAACCUUCCUCCAAACCCCCCCUCCUGGUUUCUCAGAGUACCCUAACCUCUGCGAUGUUCCAUGUUCUGCGUCCAGGAUUUUUAAACGCGGUCUGCAGUGGGGAAAAAGGGACAAUUCCUCCUUCUCUCCACCUUGAAAUUACAAGGCAACUGGGAGUCUUUCUGUGCAUUUGUGUUCAUGCAUGGUGGAUUUAUUAAUUACCUUCAUUGUGCACCCCAGUUCAGUCCUUUCUCUACAAUCUUGGACUCGGUUUUUGAACAGUGACGGUAAAAAAGAAGGAGGGACUGAAACUAAAGAAGGAGGGACUGAAACUCACUCAGCAAAGGGACAUUUAUGCAUCCAUCCAUCCACCCAUCCACCUGCUCAUCCAUCCAUCAGUCCAUCCAAGGGAGAGGAAGAAGAGUAAGGGACACAAAGAAGAAUGUUGUUCAGUGUUUUUAAAACCUUAUAUAAACGCGGGUGUCACUUCA